UCAAUUUGUUUAUACCUUCUUCUAUAUCUAGUAAAAUAGUUUCUAUUUUUUUGUUGAAACUCAUAGAAUGAUAUCUUCUACUAAUAUUUUGUAUGGACUUUGAAGUUGUCAUCUUGUUUACCUGAAUAAACCGAGAGAUAGACAAGGAUGAAUUUAAGAAGGUGAUGACCUUGAUGCGAACACAUAACAGACAAGGGGCUCGCCACAGAGAUGGACUUCGUAUUGGACUAAAAGUUUCAGGUUCUGUAAAAGAUGGGGGUCUUCUAGAGUACUUCUUUGGAAAAGAUGGCAAGCAAUGCCUAGAACAUGGAAAAUUUGUCCAGUUUUUGAGAGACAUGCAUGAUGAAAUAUUGCGAUUGGAGUUUGCCCAUUAUGACUACAAGUCACAACGAACCAUAUCUGCUACAAAUUUUGCAUUGUUAAUGGUUGCAUCUGCUGACAUGCGACACGUAAACAAGUUUCUUGACCGUGUUGAAGAAUUAAACAAUGAACCAAAUCUCAAAGACAUACGCAUUACAUUCGAAGAAUUUAAGAAUUUGGCAGAGCUUCGUAAAAGGUUACGCCCCUUGUCGCUCACAAUCAUCAGUCAUGGGAAAGUGAAUGGGCUCUUGACAAAGCCCGAUUUCCAAAGAGCUUCAUAUCAUAGUUCGUAUGUUUGGUUGCAAGGUUUGUGGUAUCUCUCUCACGAGAAUGUGGUGAAUAUGAUAUUUUAUGUGUUCGACACUAAUCAUGAUGGGAGUUUGAGCUCGGAUGAGUUUUUAAGAGUAUUACAAAGACGAGAAAGGGAUGUCACACUACUGAGGGAGGCAGGAUUCAUGGGAUUAUUUUCUUGCUGGUUGGAGUGUACAAAUAAUUGCUCUUAUUCAAAGAUGCUACUUUAA
Molecule: messenger RNA, 881 nt
Organism: Camellia sinensis
Lineage: Eukaryota; Viridiplantae; Streptophyta; Magnoliopsida; Ericales; Theaceae
Source: RefSeq, a predicted model, not a curated record